UCAGCAGUUCUAACUUAAGAUUAUUGAGACUCUCUAAAAUCUCUUUUGCUCUGAGCAAAUUAAUUUUUGUUUGUUUUGGAAUGGUUAGUUUAAUCGAAUGAUAGUAAUUCACUAUUUAAUCAAGUAUACUUAUUAUCCGAUGUAAUUUUUUCUAAACACCUGUGAAUUUAAUCCAUAAUGAGUUCAAGAACUCUGCUGUUUUAUUAUUACGUCUACCUAAUGACUUGACUUUGGUGGUUUCUCUCUGAGAAGAUUUUUUUGCUAAUCCAGGAUGUGGCCUUAUAUGAUAAGACUGAAUCCCUUUGGAUUUAUUGUUGCUUUAGUUUUGUGUAUUAGUGUUUACCUUCUUUAUACAUCAUCAUCAUUGACUAACGAUGUUCUCCAUAACAUCAGAGCAAGAAAACGUGAACCUAAUCUUUCCACAGCUCUUGGUGGCCAAACGAUUGAUUUGAAAAAUCUACUUGUAACACUGAUAAGAGCAGCUGAACGAGGAGGUAAAGAGGUGGUUGGCGUUAUGAAAAAUCGAGAGUUACAUAGUCGGGCAAAAUCUAAGGAUGAACAUGGUAAAGAUGAGCUAUUAACAGAGGGUGAUUUAAGAUCUCAUCAAAUGAUGGUCUUACAAGUCUCAGCUAAAUUUCCUGGCUUGAGAAUUAUUUCCGAGGAAAAAGAAAGCCCUGAUAGUGAUGGUUUUUUCCUUCCCUUUGGCGAGCUUCAAGAUUUACUCUAUGCUGAUGAUAUUCAUAAUCUUCCUAGUUCUCUUGUAUCAAUGGAAGAUCUAGUUGUAUGGAUUGACCCAUUAGAUGCAACUCAAGAAUACACGGAAAAUUUGACUCAAUAUGUUACAACUAUGGCAUGUGUGGCUGUUAAGGGCGUUGCAACUAUUGGUAUUAUUCACGAACCAUUCAGUCAGGAAACUUACUGGGCCUGGAAAGAUACAGGUCUUUCAGAAUCAGUUGAAGAUCUUGUUCUUAAUCUACCGCAAUCGACUAGUAGAGACAAAAAGAGGUUACGCUUCAUUGUUUCGCGUUCUCACACUGGAGACAUAAAAAAUAGUUUAGCCAAAUUGUACAAAGAUGAUUAUGAUGUGAUAACUGCCGGUGGCUCUGGGUAUAAGGCAUUACAGCUAAUCAAAGGUAAUGCUGAUGCCUAUGUUCACAGUACCUCAAUUAAAAAAUGGGACAUUUGUGCUCCUAAUGCAUUGCUUAAUUCGGUUCAAAAUAGUUUGAUGACAGAUCUGAAAGGAAACACCAUUGAUUACAAUGAUACUGGCGAUGUUUACAACAGGAAUGGACUGUUAGCAACUUAUCAAACUAACCAUCAAAAAAUCUUACAAGCAUUUAAGAACUUAGCUUCUUCAAUAAAACAUAUAUAACGGGUUGGAGCAAUUCUCAGCAAACUAAGUCAUUUAACGUAACAAUUAAAAUCAAACCUCAAUCGUAAACAUGGUCAACAUGCAUAAUCAUUUUCAAUCUUAGUUUAUAUAUAUUCUUAAUUCACAAUGCAAAAAUAUUCCUCAUUUUAAAUUUGUACCAAUCAAGCAGCUCAUUUUCAUCUUUAGUAAAUAAAUAAUAUGUUUAAUCACUGA
Molecule: messenger RNA, 1585 nt
Organism: Tetranychus urticae (two-spotted spider mite)
Lineage: Eukaryota; Metazoa; Arthropoda; Arachnida; Trombidiformes; Tetranychidae
Product: inositol monophosphatase 3
Cellular component (GO): endomembrane system
Molecular function (GO): 3'-nucleotidase activity
Source: RefSeq, a predicted model, not a curated record